GCGAAACCGGGUAUACGUCCUGUCAUUUACUCAAAACUUUUAGUAUAUUUGUUACGUUAAUAUAUGUGUUGUGUUUAAUAUGAGUGGUUUAAAAGUGAGUGAAGUGAUGUAAUACUUAUCUUUAAAUGCCCGUAUUUAACGCGAAGGUCAUGUGGUCGCGCAAGCAGUCAGUGUGCAGCGCAGUGAGUGGAGUCUCAAGAGCUGAUGAGCAUGACGGCAUUGGAGAUUUGCAUUUGUACCCAUUUGCGUUUGCGCUCCGAGUCCGUGUCUUACAGAUAGUGUGUGGAAUAGGCGGCUUAGUGGUUGGAGCUGUGGGUUGGUUAGAAGAAAGACAAAAACCUGUACUUGGACUGGGAGUACCCGCGGGAGCAGUCACCGUGUUAGCUGCUGCAUUAUCAGUAUACUACAGCCGAGGGUUUGGUGGGUGGGUCUCAGCUAGAUCCAGAACUUCAAGAUCUUGGGGUCCUCCUUGGAGGGUUCUGGGACCAUCAGCGUGCGCUGCGGUGCCCCUCACAAUACUAUGGACAGCUGCUCUUGGGGCACACGUGGCUAUGUUCGUCUUUUGUACAAGAACACUUAUGAAUAUUGGAUGCGGUUCGAAAACUUGUAUCGGUGUUGCAGUAGCUCAAUUGUCGAUUUCAGUAACAACUUUAGCAACUGCUGUCUACAUGGUACAACUGGACUUGAGAUAUGAUGCUGCACUAUCACCACCACGCCGCUCAGAUGCGCAUACAUGCACUGCUGUGUCUAUGGUACCACUUACAUCAGUCGCAGUGAACAGUGGUGCCAGCGCUGAUGGGCCGGAUAACAGCCCACUAAAUAAAGACCACAAGGAUCAUCCACCUCCUUCUGAACCCACUUGAUGUCGGAAUACAGUUUAUUUAAGCUGUGACUUUAAUUGUAUAUGAAAAGUAAGAUGUUAGAGUAUUGACAUAUUUAUAAGGUUUUUUAUAUAUCAAUCAAUAGUUGUAAACGAACUAUAGCUCCGUAGUAUAGUUUUCGUGAAUACAUUUGUAAAUAUAGUGUUUUCAAGUUUCGUAACCCAAUUUCACAACUAGGUUAGACCUCUAAACCUACCCAGCCAGCCAGCCUAAAAAGCCAGGACCAAUUUUUACGCCACAUGUAAAUUGAUUUUCCUCGGAGGCGGUUUUGUGUGUAAUAUUGAUAAUUUUAUUAAUCAGUAAUAUUGGCAACCUGUAUCCAUCAAGUUACUAUUGUAAAUAUGUAAAUGAAAUCAAAUAUAAAUCAUUUUAAAUUAAGAAUUCGUCUUUUACAUUGAUGUGAUUAGUUAUUAAAGAUUAUUAUUUAUCUGUUUCGUUACAUUUGUAGUUAUUGUGAAUAUUCAUUUUAUAUCCUUAUGUUUAAUAUUUAAGUAAAGAAAAAGUUAUUAACCAGUGGCGCCUACACGUUCUGGCCUCAGGGCGUGAACAUUUGUUUUUACUAAUAGGCAAUAAGGGGGUCACCUUCUGGGCUUGACACAUGCCGUUAUUUUUUUUGGAGGCAUGGCGGCUUCCUCACGAUGCUUUUCUUCAUCGCACGAGCGAUUGUUAGGUUAAUAUGCACAUGGAUAUAAAUUCCAUUGGGUUUUAGAAGCGGUGAUCUCAGGAAUACGAGUCACACACUGAAGCCACUAGGUCAACACUGCUAUCUGAAUGAGUCUAAGAAAUUUGUAUAUUUGUUCCUAAGCCACUCAUUACAUACCAUGCAACUAAUAUUAAAUGUAUAUGUUCACAACAUAGUGGCCACUGUUAUAUCUAAGUCCUAU
Molecule: messenger RNA, 1765 nt
Organism: Pieris brassicae (large cabbage white)
Lineage: Eukaryota; Metazoa; Arthropoda; Insecta; Lepidoptera; Pieridae
Exons: 6
Coding region: 126-863 (245 amino acids)
Source: RefSeq, a predicted model, not a curated record